Molecule: messenger RNA, 2084 nt
Organism: Bicyclus anynana (squinting bush brown)
Lineage: Eukaryota; Metazoa; Arthropoda; Insecta; Lepidoptera; Nymphalidae
Gene: Gdh
Product: glutamate dehydrogenase, mitochondrial
Exons: 9
Coding region: 187-1851 (554 amino acids)
Biological process (GO): L-glutamate catabolic process
Cellular component (GO): mitochondrion
Molecular function (GO): L-glutamate dehydrogenase (NAD+) activity
Source: RefSeq, a predicted model, not a curated record
GUAUUAAUUUAAUUUACUCUUUGCUCUAGUUCUAGUCUUGUCUCUGUCUCGUACUCUGUGGGCGGUUCUCGUUGGGGCGGGUCGUCUCUGCAAUUCCAUUUUAAUCGUUAGUUCGUGUAUUAUAAUUUUAAAGUGUAGGGCGACCCGAAACCAUACCCGACUAAGUACUUAAUUAAAUCAGAAACAAUGUUACAUCUAAAGAAUAUCGCCAAAACUGUUGUGCCGCCCCUCAAAAACACCAUUCAAAAUGAAGGAGUGAAUAAUAUGCUAAGAGUCGUGCCUGCCGCAGUGAACGUUAGUUGCCGUACUUAUGCAAGCCAUGAAAUCCCAGACAGGCUCAAAGAUAUACCGACGAGUGCAAAUCCACGAUUCUUCGACAUGGUGGAGUACUUUUUCCAUCGGGCGUGUCAAGUGAUUGAAGACAAAUUGGUCGAAGAUAUGAAAUCUAGGGUUUCCAUCGAAGAGAGGAAGAAGAAGGUCGCCGGUAUUCUGAAACUGAUGCAGCCAUGUGAUCACAUCAUCGAAAUACAAUUCCCGCUGCGUCGCGAUUCUGGCGAUUACGAAAUGAUCCUCGGGUAUCGAGCUCAACAUUCUUCCCACAGAACCCCAACAAAAGGAGGUAUACGAUUCUCAACUGAUGUGACGAGGGACGAGGUCAAGGCCCUGUCGGCCCUGAUGACGUUUAAAUGCGCCUGCGUCGAUGUGCCAUUCGGUGGCGCCAAGGCCGGCAUCAAGAUCAACCCCAAGGAAUACUCCGAGCAUGAACUGGAGAAGAUCACCCGACGAUUCACACUUGAGUUGGCAAAGAAGGGCUUUAUUGGGCCCGGCGUGGAUGUGCCCGCCCCUGACAUGGGCACUGGCGAGCGCGAGAUGUCGUGGAUCGCUGACACGUACGCCAAGACCAUCGGCUUCCAGGACAUCAAUGCCCACGCUUGCGUCACGGGCAAACCCAUCAACCAGGGUGGUAUCCACGGCAGAGUGUCUGCCACCGGCAGAGGUGUCUUCCACGGUCUAGAAAACUUCAUCAAUGAAGCUAACUACAUGAGCAUGAUUGGCACGACGCCCGGCUGGGGCGGCAAGACGUUCAUCGUUCAGGGCUUCGGUAACGUGGGGCUCCACACGUGCCGCUACCUGGUGCGCGCCGGCGCCACCUGCAUCGGCGUCAUCGAGCACGACGGCGCCAUCCACAACCCUGACGGCAUCGACCCCAAGGCUCUGGAAGACUACAGGAUCGAGAACGGCACUAUCGUGGGCUUCCCCGGCGCCAAGCCGUACGAAGGAGAGAAUAUGCUGUUUGAGAAGUGCGACAUCCUUGUGCCCGCUGCCAUCGAGCAGGUCAUCCACAAGGAGAAUGCGCACAAGAUCAACGCUAAGAUUAUCGCGGAAGCCGCCAACGGCCCGACAACACCAGCUGCAGACAAGAUCCUGAUCGACCGCAACAUCCUGGUCAUCCCGGACCUGUACAUCAACGCUGGUGGUGUCACCGUCUCCUUCUUCGAAUGGCUGAAGAACCUCAACCACGUCUCGUACGGCCGUCUCACAUUCAAAUAUGAACGUGAAUCCAAUUACCACUUAUUGGAAUCUGUACAAGAGUCUUUGGAGAGACGAUUCGGCCGCGUCGGCGGUCGCAUCCCCGUCACCGCCUCAGAGUCCUUCCAGAAGAGGAUCUCUGGUGCUUCCGAGAAAGAUAUUGUGCACUCCGGCCUCGACUACACCAUGGAGAGGUCCGCCAGGGCCAUAAUGAAAACUGCCAUGAAAUUCGACCUGGGUCUGGACCUGCGAACAGCCGCGUACGCCAACUCCAUAGAGAAGAUCGUGACGACAUACGCGGACGCCGGUCUCGCAUUCUAAACAACUCACUACGAAUUUAAGUAUUGUCUGCAUUUUGAAGACUAUAUAGUCCCCUUUGCACUUAAGUAUAACUUUUAAGACAUAAUCACAGUAUUGUAUUAUUUUUUUUUUCGUUGUAAAAUCAUGGCUUUUUUAUUUUUAAACUUUAAGCGAAAUAUUGUUAUACCUGUAAGUGAUUAUUUAAAUUUCCGAUUAUAUCAAUUUUAAUUUUCGAAAUAAAUUGUUUUACUGUU